GUCUCAAGCAUGACAACUCCCAAAGCCUCCAUCGACAUCGCUCUAGACGUCCCAGGUGGGGUCUGUUCGAUAACUUCACAGCCCCUGGACGUUCAGCAAAUAGUCAAAUCUGUAGGGGACGACGGUGCGGGCGCUACCGCCGUUUUCAUUGGUACUACGCGAAAUUCAUUCAAAGGGAGAACCGUUACGCGCCUCGAAUACCAGGCUUAUUCAAAAUUGGCUAUCAAGACCAUGGCUAGUAUAAGUUCAAGACGCCAUCAGCCAGAAUCGCAUAGUUCCCUCAUUCGUUGCGCCGUUCAUCACCGGAUUGGUGUCGUUCCCGUUGGAGAACCCUCAAUAGUUAUCGCCGUCUCCUCUCCCCACCGUAAAGAGGCCUUCGUAGCAUGCGAGAGGAUUCUCGAAGAAGUGAAGCAAAAGGCACAGAUCUGGAAACGAGAAUACUACGAGGGAAUGGAUGACAGCGAAGCAGAGUGGAAAGCUAACGCAUAACAAGUACAGGAAUCCCUUGAAUCAUCAAUCUACCUUUCCUUGCUUGCCUUGUUUUAAAUAGGGACCCCCCUCGGCUCAAAAGUGCCGUC
Messenger RNA from Desarmillaria tabescens, 578 nucleotides. RefSeq names its product Molybdopterin biosynthesis MoaE. The transcript is spliced from 6 exons. The record is from RefSeq and is a predicted model, not a curated record. The coding region runs from base 10 to 489 and encodes 159 amino acids. Gene Ontology annotation, biological process: Mo-molybdopterin cofactor biosynthetic process. Gene Ontology annotation, molecular function: molybdopterin synthase activity. Gene Ontology annotation, cellular component: cytosol. Lineage: Eukaryota; Fungi; Basidiomycota; Agaricomycetes; Agaricales; Physalacriaceae.